ACAGGACUCCGAAGCCCAUGAAGAGCGAGGCCACCAACGAGAUCAGCAGCUCCUUGUAGAUGUCCCGCGUAUACUUGGUGGAUGUCACCUCGUAGCUGCACGACCGAGGUUAAGGAUGGGAAUCCACGGCCUGGCCAAGCUCAUUGCGGAUGUGGCCCCUGGGGCCAUCCGGGAGAACGACAUCAAGUCGUACUUCGGGCGGAAGGUGGCCAUCGACGCCUCCAUGAGCAUCUACCAGUUCCUGAUUGCUGUGCGCCAGGGCGCCGACACGCUCCACAACGAUGAGGGCGACACCACCAGCCACCUCAUGGGCAUGUUCUACCGCACCAUCCGCAUGGUGGAGAAUGGCAUCAAGCCUGUGUACGUGUUUGAUGGGAAACCCCCGCAGCUGAAAUCGGGGGAGUUGGCCAAGCGCACGGAGCGCCGGGCCGAGGCGGAAAAGCAGCUGCAGGAAGCACAGGAGGCCGGCGAGGAGGAGAAUGUGGAGAAGUACAGCAAGAGGCUGGUCAAGGUGACUCCGCAGCACACCCAGGAGUGCAAGAAGCUGCUGGAGCUGAUGGGGAUUCCCUACGUGGAGGCGCCCGGAGAGGCAGAAGCUAGCUGCGCCGUGCUGGUGAAAGCCGGGAAGGUGUACGCGGCAGCCACGGAGGACAUGGACUGCCUGACCUUCGGCAGCCCCGUGCUCAUGCGGCACCUCACGGCCAGCGAGAACAAGAAGCUACCCAUCCAGGAAUUUCACCUGAACCGGAUCCUGCAGGACCUGCAGCUCACCUGGGAGCAGUUUGUGGACCUGUGCAUCCUGCUGGGCUGUGACUACUGCGCCAGCAUCCGCGGCAUCGGGCCCAAGCGCGCCGUGGAGCUCAUCCGGGAGCACAAGUCCAUCGAGAAGAUCGUGCAGCAGCUUGACACCAAGAAGUACCCGCUACCCGAGAACUGGCCGCAUAAGGAGGCCCAGAAGCUCUUUCUGGAGCCUGAGGUGGUGGAUCCCGACACUGUGGAGCUGAAGUGGAGCGAGCCGGAUGAGGAGCGGCUCGUGCAGUUCAUGUGUGGGGAGAAGCAGUUCAGCGAGGAGCGGAUCCGCAAUGGCGUGAGGAGGCUGAGCAAGAGCCGCCAAGGCAGCACCCAGGGCCGCCUGGAUGACUUCUUCAAGGUCACUGGUUCCAUCAGCUCAGCCAAGCGGAAGGAGCCCGAGCCCAAGGGAUCAACCAGGAAGAAAGCCAAGCCCAGCUCAAAGCCUAGCACUGCUGCAAAGGCUAAAAAGUAGAAAUGAUGGGGUUGGGUGCCCACAAACUGCUGGGAUUGGGGGUUUUUGAGGGGCUUUUUUUUUUUUUUUGAGAGUUUUAGGCUAACGACAAGCAGUUAGUGCUAGAAAGGAAUGGAGGAGGCUGGGAGAGGGGAGAGCUGGAGCAGCUUCUGGGCAUAAACACUUCCAGAGUUAAGAAUUCCAGCUGCAGAGCAAACCAGGGACGAAUCAGAUUAGCCCAAUCCCUGCCAUCCCAAAAGAGGUACGAUGGGAGUGGAAGGCAAACUGGAAUUGGGAAGGAGGCUUCAAAUAAUGAGGUAAAAUUUUUUCUUUGAUGGGAGUUUAUUUAGGUUUUUCUUUCUCGUAUUCACUUUCCUUAUUUAAAAUCUAGUUGUGAUCCCAAUUUCAGCCAAAUCCUGGCCUGCUCUUAGUACACAAUCCGAGGAAAGCUGGGCCUAGGCUGCAGCUCUCCCAGCCUGAAUCUUGCUUAAAAAUGUUUAAAAAUAAAAUUAUCCAAGAGCCUAGAAAAGCAGCCUCUUCACUCCCUGAAUUCCAGAGGCGUCAUUCUGGUUGUGCACACUGACAGAAAAAUUUCCAGGGCUGGAAAUUAAAAGCUACAACCUUUUUUAUUUCUUAUUUAAUUCUGUAUUUUCUGUAGUUUUGUUACUUGUUGGAGCCACGUGCAGUGUUUUGUUUCUGGAAUAAAAUGCAAGAGCAAAGAC
Messenger RNA from Myiozetetes cayanensis, 1965 nucleotides. RefSeq names its product flap structure-specific endonuclease 1 (gene FEN1). Lineage: Eukaryota; Metazoa; Chordata; Aves; Passeriformes; Tyrannidae. Gene Ontology annotation, cellular component: nucleus. The transcript has 2 exons. Gene Ontology annotation, molecular function: 5'-flap endonuclease activity; magnesium ion binding; manganese ion binding. Bases 116 to 1264 code for a protein of 382 amino acids. The record is from RefSeq and is a predicted model, not a curated record.